This is a messenger RNA of Leptopilina boulardi, 1404 nucleotides long. RefSeq names its product mucin-2-like. The record is from RefSeq and is a predicted model, not a curated record. The annotation marks the transcript as partial. Lineage: Eukaryota; Metazoa; Arthropoda; Insecta; Hymenoptera; Figitidae. The transcript has 5 exons.
GAUGAGAAGCAAUUUAAAAAAAUAGCCACACCCAAGACAACAAAAAUAACGUACCCAACGGAAGUGCAACAUCGAAUGCCUGGUGAAACAUUAUCAUCAUUUGUUACUUCCGCAAAAGGAUCUUCCACAACAAAAUUAAUUUUCAAUAAAAGACUAACAGAUACACAAACUCAGACUACACAACUAAACGAGACAGUAGCACAAAAAAUAUUAAAAACACAAACUGCAACACAAUCAAAACCAAAGACAAUUACAAAUAGACAAACUCUAAUUCAAUCAAAACCAAAGACUUUAACACAAACUCUAGCACAACCAAACCAAAAACCUAAAAUAAUUAAAAAUACACAAAUAUCAAGGCUACCUGAAACACCAAAACCAAUAACAAAUCGGAAAAAUUUAAAGAAACAAGUACCAACAAAAAAAACAUUACAGAAAACAAAACUUAAUUUACGAUUUACACCACCACGCACACCACCAACACCUACUAAAGAGGAAGUACAAAAUUUUGUUGUACCAUUACACCUUUCACCACCAGCACCUCCAAUAAGCCCACUACGACAAACACCACCACGACAAACACUACCACAAACAGAAACAGAAAUAAAUGCACAAUUAGACAACCAAAUUUUAAAUAUUUACAAUAAUCUACAAAAAUUCAGGUACAACGAGAGUAAGAAUGCAUUUAAGGGUCCGCGCACAGUUGCAGUCAACCAAGCUGAUGAGAAGCAAUUUAAAAAAAUAGCCACACCCAAGACAACAAAAAUAACGUACCCAACGGAAGUGCAACAUCGAAUGCCUGGUGAAACAUUAUCAUCAUUUGUUACUUCCGCAAAAGGAUCUUCCACAACAAAAUUAAUUUUCAAUAAAAGACUAACAGAUACACAAACUCAGACUACACAACUAAACGAGACAGUAGCACAAAAAAUAUUAAAAACACAAACUGCAACACAAUCAAAACCAAAGACAAUUACAAAUAGACAAACUCUAAUUCAAUCAAAACCAAAGACUUUAACACAAACUCUAGCACAACCAAACCAAAAACCUAAAAUAAUUAAAAAUACUCAAAUAUCAAGGCUACCUGAAACACCAAAACCAAUAACAAAUCGGAAAAAUUUAAAGAAACAAGUACCAACAAAAAAAACAUUACAGAAAACAAAACUUAAUUUACGAUUUACACCACCACGCACACCACCAACACCUACUAAAGAGGAAGUACAAAAUUUUGUUGUACCAUUACACCUUUCACCACCAGCACCUCCAAUAAGCCCACUACGACAAACACCACCACGACAAACACUACCACAAACAGAAACAGAAAUAAAUGCACAAUUAGACAACCAAAUUUUAAAUAUUUACAAUAAUCUACAAAAAUUCAGGCAUGAUUCCCUCAGAAAAUUUAAAUAA